GCUGCUAUAAGAAUAGAGCAAGGAUAAAUAACGUCACAUUCCUGAUAUUAAUACUUUGUAAUUAAUUAGCACAAUAUGCGGUGCUUCGGAAUGUGGAAUCUAACUUUGCUGUUUCUUUGUAGCCUCUGGGGAGAACUGUGAAGUUGGGGACAGAUGGUGCUUUCCUGUUUUCUCUGGAAAGCCUGCUAACCCAAGUCAGGGGGAAAUGGAGCAGCUAAAGGACUUCCAGCCCUGGCACCGAACUGCUUGUGGGUAGGAGGCCCCUACACAGAGAAAAAUAAAAGAAUAGUGAUAAAUAAAAAGAACAGAGCUCACAAACCCCCAAUAGCAACAAAAGACCAGUGUGCCAGUUGUGAAAUUAUCCUUUGUGGGGUUCAUGAGAGGGUCAGAUCACACAUUUCUCUUCAGGAUUCUUGUCUUAGUAGGGGUGACAGAGGGGCCUCUGUGUGCUCUGUAGGCUUCUUCCUCCUCCCAAAUGCAAGCACAGCUAUAGAAAAUCUUGAGGACAAUUUCCAAAGGGGAAAAAUCAGACUUCUGAGGUGUCAAGGGAAUGGUGUAUUUCAUAGACAAUGAAGAUAAUGGGAUAUUAUCUACAUAUCAAUGCCCUGGCUAGGAAGGUAGCAGACAGGAAGAAACAGUAAGAAACUGGGCUCUACAAUGCUGAGUACUGGAUUGGGGCACUGCAACUCCUCUCAGCAGGCAGUAAACAGAAGAAGUGCAUUACUUCUGAAUGCAGGAGGGGAGCUUUAAGGCCCUUCUGAUAAAUCAGCUUAGAGACGUGUCAGCACAAAUGGCAAACAGCAACUGGUUCCAAAUUCAGAGUAAGGCAACGGGUUCUGAUAAUCACAGAACCAGAACUCCUGACUUUUCAUCUCUGUUCUGCCUCUGACUGCCGAUGUGCCCUUGGGUGAGUCACUUCACCUCCCUGAGCCUCAUGUUCCCCUCCUUCAGAAUUGGAGUGAUACUAAUUUACCUACUCCUGAGGAGAGCAGUGAUGCUUAAAUCAGUCACAUUGAACAAGUGACAGACAGAUUAUUCUUGUUUCUUGUUUCUGAGGCAUCUGCAGAGAUGUAGCCACGUCUGCAGAAUGCAGUAUCCCUUUGCUACACUAUUUUCAGAUUGGUAAUGAAUGAUGUACAUCAUGCGCAUGAAGAGCACUAACUCCCGAACUGCUCUGUCGGGUAUGUGCACCAGGAUCCAUGUACGUGGAUCUGGGGAUGCAGCUAGGUGAAAAGGACUAUUGCUAGGUCUCUGCUUCUAUCCAUGUAAACAGUCUCAUAGCUUCAGAAAUCCAUGUGCUUUCCUAGAUAGGGCUUAUCAUUCAGAACACCCCGACUGGGUAAGGCACAGCCAAGACCAGGGGUAAGACUAACUACAUAUAUCUGGAAAACAUCAGUUUCGAGACUUCUGGCACACUGGACAUCAGGCCUGCUACAGUUACGGCUAAGGGACUAUGCACUCCUCUCUGUGUAUAAGAGAGGCGCUAGCCUGGAAUGAAUAGCAAGGGUUAUUGGAACAAAGAAAUCAGAGGACAUCUAUGAGAUACAGGAAGCACUAUCUGGUAAAAAGAAAAUUCAAGGCUAUGGGCUGCCGGUCAAUGCUACUAGACUGUAUAGUAGACUAGAUACAUUAAAAACUGACUAAUUAAGACAGAAUUUGUGUUAUAUUUAAUUUUUACUUUAAGUAGUUCUGGGGCUUUUAAAUGGAAGAGUCUCCUUUCAGAGCAGUCUCCAAGAGUUUAAUACACAGGAUAUAACAAUAUCGAAUUCCCUGCUCUAGGUCCUCUCUGCUAUAAAGGAGAGAGGCCAAACGGGCCGUCGCUCUUUUGUUUAUGAACAGGCUGGGGGAGGGGGUUUGGCAGAGGAGCCACGAGGGAGUAGAGCUAGAGAGGUCAGAGCAAUGCUGUUUGGUAAGGAGGCAGGGAACACACAAGACAGCUGAGUCAGGGCCUGGAUUUUCCUGCUGUAAUGAGCAGCGGUCAGGGAAGCGCCAAGGAGUUCACUACCAGUUUUUUUAGAUUCUGAGAUCUGAAGGCAACGCUGAAAAAACCAGAGAAUGGAAGGGAAAGUCCUAUAUCUCUACUUGGUGAUGACAGCCAUCAUCACCACUCUGCAAUGCCAGGAGCUCCGGGUGCGCCUCAAACGGGGAGCCAGAUCUAAAGCCACUUGCACCGACCGUUCAUCUCGACAGAUUUACCAGCAGAGAGAGACCUGGCUGCGUCUCAUGGGAGGCAGAGUUGAAUACUGCGCGUGUGACAAUGGCCGGAGCCGUUGCCACAGUGUGCCUGUCAGAAGCUGUGCUGACCAGAAAUGUUACAACGGGGGUCGGUGUAAGCAGGCAUUAUAUUCCCCUCUACACUUCAUCUGCCAGUGCCAUGCAGGCUUCUCAGGGAAGCACUGUGAGAUCGAUAUGGAAGCCACAUGUUACAAGGACUUGGGAGUAACAUACAGGGGGACAUGGAGUGUGACAGAGAGCGGGAGUGAGUGUUUAAACUGGAACAUCAGCGCCUUGGCUCAGAAAAAGUACAAUGGGCAGAGAGCAGAUGCUGUUCAACUGGGACUUGGCAAUCACAACUACUGCAGGAACCCAGAUGAGGAUGCCAAACCCUGGUGCCAUGUCUACAAAGGAGGGCAGUAUACCUGGGAAUACUGCAGCACACCGGCUUGCUUAAAAGGAGGGAAGGAGGACUGCUUUUCUGGGAAAGGCACAGAGUACCGGGGCAGCCACAGCACUACUAGCUCUGGUGCCACCUGUCUGAGAUGGGACUCCAAACUCAUUGCCCACAAAUUCUACACUGCUUGGAAGGCCAAUGCCCAACAAUUGGGGCUUGGGAGCCACAACUUCUGCCGAAACCCAGACAAUGACUCCAGGCCAUGGUGCCACGUGCUGGAGGCAGGCCAGCCCAAGUGGGAAUACUGUGACGUGCCUGCCUGUGCCACCUGUGGUCUCCGGCAGCAUAAAGUGGCCCAGUUCCGAAUUAAAGGCGGCCUCUAUGCAGACAUCACCUCCCACCCGUGGCAGGCUGCCAUUUUUGCCAGGUAUCGACGGGUGACUGGGGAGCAUUUCCUGUGUGGAGGAAUCCUGAUCAACUCCUGCUGGGUCCUGUCAGCUGCACAUUGUUUCCAGGAGAGGUUUAGUGUCAACCAGCUAAAGAUUGUGCUGGGUAGGACCUAUCGAAUGGUCCCUCAGGAGAACGAGCAGCAAUUCCAAGUGGAGAAAUACAUCCUGCACAGCAAAUUUGACCCAGAAACUUAUGACAAUGAUAUUGUUCUGUUACAGCUCAAGUCUGGGUCAGAAGAGUGUGCUAGUGAAACAGACACUGUCCGCCCUGUCUGCCUCCCUGAGCCAGGAUUCCGGCUGCCUGACUGGACAGAAUGCGAGAUCUCUGGCUAUGGCAAGCAUGAGGAAUUUUCUCCUUUCUACUCGGAGCGGCUGAAGGAAGGUCAUGUCAGACUCUUUCCAGCUAGUCGCUGCACUUCUCAGCACCUGAGAAACAGGACAGUCACUGAGAACAUGCUGUGUGCAGGAGAUACCCGGCAACUAGAUGAUGCCUGCAAGGGUGACUCUGGAGGACCCCUGGUCUGUAUAAAGGAUAAUCGUAUGCACUUGAUAGGGAUCAUCAGCUGGGGAAUAGGCUGUGGACAGAAAGACACACCUGGUGUCUAUACCAAUGUGACUCGUUAUCUUGACUGGAUUCAGGACAACAUAAAACCCUGAAGAAGGAAACUACCACUCAAGGCCUUGCAAUCAAGCCCCAUCUCUCCCUUACGGGAGGUACUAAGGAUGCUGACAGGAGCUGCUUUUUGCAGAUGCCCUAUGAUCACUCAUCUGUAGGGGGCUGGAGCACAG
This is a messenger RNA of Pelodiscus sinensis (Chinese soft-shelled turtle), 3849 nucleotides long. The record is from RefSeq and is a predicted model, not a curated record. Lineage: Eukaryota; Metazoa; Chordata; Testudines; Trionychidae.